Molecule: messenger RNA, 4986 nt
Organism: Dreissena polymorpha
Lineage: Eukaryota; Metazoa; Mollusca; Bivalvia; Myida; Dreissenidae
Product: ubiquitin carboxyl-terminal hydrolase 3-like
Exons: 14
Coding region: 210-1790 (526 amino acids)
Biological process (GO): protein deubiquitination
Cellular component (GO): cytoplasm
Molecular function (GO): zinc ion binding; cysteine-type deubiquitinase activity
Source: RefSeq, a predicted model, not a curated record
UAGACAGAGAUUUGAAUGCGCAAGAAUAUUGGUGACCUCAAAUCUUUGUAAAAAUCGAAGGAUAUAAACAUUGCGUUCAUAAUUCAUUUUAUUUCGUUACAUCCAUAACACAAACAUGAACACAUUUAAGAAGAGUUAACGUUGGUUCAAUUUUGUAAUACAAGGAAUUCGAGGAGGUGGAAGGCGUUUUGACAUGCCAAAAAGUCCCUAUGGAGUGCCCCCAUUUGGAAGAAUCGGUCCGCGUUUCAACGCCAAUUCAGGCGCAAACAACUGACAUUCCAUUUAGAUUGCAGUGUUCUGAAUGUGCCACAGAAGCAAGUCCUUGGAUAUGUAUGAUGUGUGGAUUAAUUGGUUGUGGAAGGUAUGAGAAGGGACAUGCACUACGUCAUCAUGAGACCUGUGACAAACAUUGUGUUUGCAUGGAUGCCAAGAAUUAUGCUGUCUACUGCUACAUCUGUGAUGAAUUUGUAAUUAAUGACACGCCCACUGGACAUUGUGAUGCACUCAGGACAAAACUUCAAUCUCUAAGUUCCCAGUGUCAUCAAAUACAAAAGACGUCAAUAAGACGACGGUCAUCUUCGAGCUCAGAAGCAGAAAAUGAUCCGAAGAAACCAAGAAAAGAACUUAAAAAGAUUCGUCCCAAAUCUUCAGGGCUUAGAAACCUUGGAAAUACAUGUUUCAUGAGUGCAGUAUUACAGUCUUUAAGCAACAUUCAACAUUUUUGUGGUUACAUAAAGCAGUUGCCGUCACUUGAAGAUAAGAACAACAAGAUACGAAAGGUCAUCACUCGAAAACAGUCCAGAAACGGAGAAGACAAAGAUAUAUUGUUAGUAGAGGAGCUAAGGAAGACAUUGAUAGCAUUGUGGGAAGGAGGAAAGGCAGCCAUUUCUCCAGAAUCCCUUCUACAUGUGAUAUGGAAACUUGUGCCCAGGUUUCGGGGUUAUCAACAGCAAGACGCCCACGAGUUCAUGCGGUAUUUAUUGGACAGGCUCCACACAGAGUUGUUGGCCUUGCUGCCAUUUACCUUCUCGUCAAACAGUAACAGUCCUUUCAUAGUUCCGGGUCCAAAGGGUAACAGCACCAUAGUGACAGCGAUAUUUGGAGGGCUUCUACAGAGCGAGGUGAACUGCCUCAUCUGUGGCAUGGAGUCAAAGAAACAUGAUCCAUUCUUAGACCUGUCUCUGGAUAUACCUGUACAGUACCAUCAAAGUGUGAAGGCCACAAAGGGCAAAGAGAAUGUAGAUCAACCCAUCUGUCAUCUAGCAGAGUGUCUGGCCCACUUUACGGAGGUAGAGGAGCUAGAAGAGACAGAGCUGUACAUGUGCACUGGCUGCAAGAAGAAGCAGCGCUCUACCAAGAAGUUCUGGAUACGACGAUUACCCAACGUUUUAUGCCUUCAUUUAAAGAGGUUCAAGUGGGCUACAUCGUUUCGCCAAAAGCUAGAGACGUAUAUAGACUUCCCGCUCAACAAUCUAGACAUGAACAAAUACAUUCUUGACAUGCAUGAGACCAGAGGCAUGACAGUGGGCAGUAACAUCUAUGACCUAGCUGCGGUCAUUGUCCAUCAUGGAUCGGGAGCUGGUUCCGGACAUUACACUGCCUAUGUUCUGAAUGAAGGUCAAUGGUACCACUUCAAUGACAGCACGGUGACCGCCUGUGACCCCGAGACAGUGGCCCGGUGCAAGGCCUACAUCCUGUUCUACAUUCGACGGGAGAUACGCCUUCCUGACUACCUGAACGUCAAUCUCAAUGGGCUGUCGAGUACGCAGCGACGAGCAUCCACGUCUUGAGUUAACAUGCGAUGUUUGGGACUUAGGACUUGCAUCUUGCUUGGUUGUUGAAUGAGUAACAUAAGAUGUUGUAAAGCCUUAAAGGUGUUACUGUUUUGCAGGGUCCUAAUAUUGCGAAAUAGGUUAACUGCUGAGGUACUUAGCUGUAAAAAUCUCAAAUUUAGGCAAAACUGUGGGAAGCACAUUUUUUUUAAAACAGGAGGAAAUUUAACAAGGUCUAGGUUAUUUUGUGUAAAUGCUUCUGUUUGUGCAACAUCCAGCCAUCAUUAAGGGGCGUUAUAAAAUUAUUGUCUUUGGUAAGGAGAAGUUUAAGUGGUAGUUUUCUCUAGGUUUAAAGAGUUAUUUAAUCAUACAUGUUGAAAAAGACAGUUAAAAUACAAUCUUAAAUGUAAUGCAGUGGUUAUAGAAAGAACAUUUACUGGUUCUUAACUACUGUGUCAUGUUUCCUAGAAGGAAGCGAUGUUUGGUAGUUCUGUGUUGUUUUUUUAGCUCACCUGUCACGAAGUGACAUGGUGAGCUUAUGUGACCGUGUGAUGUCCGGCAUCCAUAUGUGUGUGCAUGCGUGUGUGCGUGUGUCCAUCAACAAUUUGUUUGUGUAGACAGUAGAUGUCACAGUUUUCAUCCAAUCUUUAUGAAAUUUGGUCAGAAUGUUUAUCUUGAUGAAAUCUGGGUUGGGAUUGUAUUUGGGUUAUCUGGGGUCCAAAACUAGGUCACUAGGUCAAAAACUAGGUCACGUAAUAGGUCAAAUAAUAAAAAAACCUUGUGUAGACAAUAGAGGUCGCAGUUUUCAUCCAAUCUUUAUGAAAUUUUGGUCAGAAUGUUUAUCUUGAUAAAAUCUGGGUUGGGAUUGUAUUUGGGUCAUCUGGGGUCAAAAACUAGGUCAAAUAAUAGAAAAACCUUGUGUAGACCGUAGAGGUCACAGUUUUCAUCCAAUCUUUAUGAAAUUUGGUCAGAAUGUUUAUCUUGAUGAAAUCUGGGUUGGGAUUGUAUUUGGGUCAUCUGGGGUCAAAAACUAGGUAAAAAACUAGGUCACAUAAUAGGUCAAAUAAUAGAAAAACCUUGUGUAGACAAUAGAGGUCGCAGUUUUCAUCCAAUCUUUAUGAAAUUUUGGUCAGAAUGUUUAUCUUGAUAAAAUCUGGGUUGGGAUUGUAUUUGGGUCAUCUGGGGUCAAAAACUAGGUCAAAUAAUAGAAAAACCUUGUGUAGACAGUAGAGGUCACAGUUUUCAUCCAAUCUUAAUGAAAUUUGGUCAGAAUGUUUAUCUUGAUGAAAUCUGGGUUGGGAUUGCAUUUGGGUCAUCUGGGGUCAAAAACUAGGUCACUAGGUCAAAAACUAGGUCAAAAAGUAGAAUAACCUUGUGUUGACAGUAGAGGUCACAGUUUUCAUCCAAUCUUUAUGAAGUUUGGUCAGAAUGUUUAUCUUGAUGAAAUCUGGGUUGGGAGUGUAUUUGGGUCAUCUGAGGUAAAAAACUAGGUCACUUGGUCAAAUAAUAGAAAAACCGUCAACAAUAUGUUUGUGUAGACAGUAGAGGUCACAGUUUUCAUCCAAUCUUUGUGAAAUUUGGUCAGAAUAUUUAUCUUGAUGAAGUCUGGGUUGGGAUUGUAUUUUGGUCAUCUGGGGUCAAAAACUAGAUCACUAGGUCAAAAACUAGGUCACUAGGUCAAAUAAUAUUAAAACCUUGUAUAGACAAUAGAGGUCACAGUUUUCAUCCAAUCUUUAUGAAAUUUUUGGUCUGAAUGUUUACCUUGAUGAAAUCUGGGUUGGGAUUGUAUUUGGGUCAUCUGGGGUCAAAAACUAGGUCACUAGGUCAAAUAAUAGAAAAACCUUGUGUAGACAAUAGAGGUCACAGUUUUCAUCCAAUCUUUAUAAAAUUUGAUCAGAAUUUUUAUCUUGAUGAAAUCUGGGUUGGGAUUGUAUUUGAGUCACCUGGGGUCAAAAACUAGGUCACUAGGUCAAUUAAUAGAAAAACCUUGUGUAGACAAUAGAGGUCACAGUUUUCAUCUAAUAUUUAUGAAAUAUGGUCACAAUGUUUAUCUUGAUGAAAUCUGGGUUGGGUUUGUAUUUGGUUAGUCAGGUGAGCGAUUCAGGGCCAUCAUGGCCCUCUUGUCUUGGAGAAGGGAGGUGGGUAGAAACCAUUGUCUUUCUUGAGGGUGUGUAAUUGAGUGGAUGUGUGAAAUUGUGCUUGGUAUCAUUUGUGUGGCUAUCAUCAUUGCGCUUUUUUUGGCUGUUAUAAUUGUAUUCAUAUGUCCAUAUGUCUCUACUUUUCUUCAUUUUUGUGUGUUUGCUUGGGUAUUUGUAUAUGGUGUAUUUUGUAAACAGGUUUUCAGGAAAGCUUGUUGUCCAUAUGAUUGUUUUGAAGUUGUUUAGUGAUGUUAGCAUAAUACAAUAAAUGGUAUUUAACAAGUGUAAAAUUACAUGGCAGGUGUCGUUUGAAAUUAAAUUGUUUUGAUAAUUGCAUUGAAGCAUUUUGUUAUUUGUAUAAACUUAUCAUUUAGCUUUGAAAGAACUGUUUUACAGGUAACCGUCAAGCAAAUGAUGAAAUUCUCAUACAAUUAUUUCAUGUUAAGAGGCAGUUAAAAUGCUAAUGAUAUUCUAUCAUUUUUUAAUGUAUAAGCAUUCUCUUUAACCCUUUGCAUGCUGGGAAAUUUGUUGUCUGCUAAAAAUGUCAUCUGCUGAAUUUCUAAAAUUAGCAUUUUCUUCGUUUUUGUUUCAAAGAAUACUAUCAGAAUAGCAAACAGUUUGGAUCCUGAUGUGCGGAUCCAAACUGUUUGCAAAGGCCUUUAAAAUUCGGUUCCAGCACUGAAAGGGUUAAUAAGCAAAUUUCUGUUUUCUUUUCCAUUUAAAUUCAGUUUAGGAAAUAUAAUAAUUAAGCUCUUAUAUAUUAUUUCAAUGCUAUCUGUGAAAGAACGCAUACAUUUGUACUGUUGAUGUAAUAUGUUAUAGUUAAUUUUAGACAGCACAAGUGGUAUUUCAUAUUAUAGUAGUUACUUUAAUUUGAAAGUGUUAUGAUGCAAGAGAAUAUUUUGUUAAGUCAUAAAAAUUAGCAGUUCAAGGAUGUAUGUAUGCAUUAAAAAAAAAAGUUGACCAUUGAAUUGACAGUGAAUCAUUUGCUAAUUGUUUUGAUUGGGUACAUGUGACUUUGUUGUUGAGAGAAAACUGUGUUUUCUCAUGGAAAUAAAUAAAUGAUAAAUGUUGAA